Durusdinium trenchii is the source of this 7956-nucleotide messenger RNA. NCBI's taxonomy places the organism in Eukaryota, Dinophyceae, Suessiales, Symbiodiniaceae. The record is from the annotation of a GenBank genome assembly.
AUGUCGCUGAAGAUCUUCGAGAUCGACCGCAGCCUGGAAAGCUGUCAAGGUGGGGAGAGCAGAGCAUGCAGAAACGGGGUCAACCAACUCGCCAACGACCUGCCAGGCCAGAUUUGGGAUCGAGUGAAUGGCCCCGAACUUAGUGGAGUUCAGGGUCCGAAGGGAGCGAAGUGGCAGAAGCAGGAAAGCGAUGGCUACAAGUGGUGGCUCAGUGAGUUGGAGAAGACUGAGGGUGGCAUCGAAGCCUUUGCUGAAGGCUACAAAAUCUUUGGCUUCAACCGUGAUGAAGAGAAAGGUGGAUAUGUCUACCGAGAAUGGCUUCCCAACGCGAAGCAGGUCUUCCUCAUCGGUGGCUUCAACGACUGGCAAAACAGCACGCCCUUGACCAAUGAGGGCUUUGGCCGAUGGAGCUUGUUCAUCAAAGACAAGGCAGAUGGCUCUCCUGGAAUCCCCCACCAGACGCAGCUGAAAGUGCGCGUCGAAGCCAAUGAUGGGUCGUGGCACGACCGAGUCCCUGCCUGGAGCAAGUUGGCCUGGCAGGACCACACCACCAACCUCUUCAACGGUGUCUUCUGGGAGCCUCCUGAGGAGGAUCGGUAUGUUUUUCAGAACCCAAGGCCUCCGAGGCCGGCCAACUUGAAGAUCUACGAGGCCCACGUGGGAAUGGGCUCGGUGGAGCCCAAAGUGGCCACCUACACGGAGUUCGCCGAGACGGUGCUGCCGCGCAUCAAGCGCAUGGGUUACAACGCGGUGCAGUUGAUGGCCAUCGCCGAGCAUGCUCACUAUGGUUGUUUUGGAUAUCACGUGACCUCUUUCUAUGCCCCGGCCAGCCGUUCUGGAACCCCUGAGGAGCUGAAGUACUUGAUCGACACAGCGCACGGAUUGGGUAUCCAGGUGCUCAUGGACCUGGUCCACGCGCAUGCAUCAUCCAAUACCUUGGAUGGCAUUGCACAGAUGGACGGAACGGAUCAUUGCUAUACCCAUGGAGGUUUGAAGGGCCAUCAUUCAGACUGGGACUCCAAAAUCUUCAACUACCUCAAGUACGAGGUCCUGCGGUUCUUGCUCUCCAACGUCAAGUGGUGGUUGGAGGAAUACCAGUUUGACGGCUUCCGCUUCGAUGGUGUUACCUCCAUGCUGUGCGACUAUGAUGGGCGCUCCCAGCAUGCCUAUUUACCAGACAACGAGGAGGGGAAGAAGCUCCUGGCCAUGUUUCAGCUCGCCUUCCGGCGGCGAGUGCUCUUCAGCCUGAGUCCCUCUCUCACCACCCAACGCCUUCAUCCCACCUUCGCCAUUCAUCUGAAGACCUCGAUGACGGGCUACCCAGAUGAGCAAUACUUCAACUCUGCCAUGGAAGAGCUUCGGAACGCUGGGAUUUCCCUGGAGGCUGCCACUCCCGUGGCCAUCGGCCUCAACGCUUCACUGGCCAGUCGCAUCAGACAGAAGUGUGGUUUUGUCUUAAGCCAAAUCGAAUCAAAGCUGCUGAUGGCCUCCCUCAUCAUUCUCUGGAUCACACCUCAGGGACGUGCGACCUUCUUUCCCUGCUUUUCGAUCCUGAUCGUCUUGGGCCUUCCGCCGAAGCCUGGAGUGGCCUGGUCCGCGGUCUUGUUCUUCACCUAUUUUGGGACGACGACUCCAAGGGCUGAUGAUGAGGAGCAGCAGGCAGAGUUUAGCUUUGUCAUGAUGAGCAUCAUUCUCAUCUCCUGGCUCUUCGCGCUGCUCAAGGUCCUCCUGACACCUCGCUGCAGCUGCUUCAACCGGAUCCAGCGCAAGACCCGUGCCGCGAUCCAGGUGCCACAUGUGAAGACUCUUUUGACCAUCCUUGUGUUGCUGCUGGCGUCGGGCUAUGAGACCAGAGCUGGGCGUAUAGCGCUGGCCCUUUGCUCCAUCCAUUUGCUUCUGAUUUGCAUUUGCAUCCCAUGCCCCAGUUUCAGGAGCUCCAUCAGCUCCUUUGGAGAACCGUUGGAGAACGAGAUGGAAGAGGUACUCCGUCAGGUGGGGGCAAACCCGGAGCAUGGCCUCAACAGCUGCAACGUCUUUGUGGAUGCGAGCCAACGGGUUUUUGAUGAGAUGAAGGAAGAGCACUGGGCGCUCUAUGCCUCAACGCCCUCCUUGCAAGGGCGUGCAGAUAUGAAGGCCAUCCUAAAAGACUUCCUCCGAUCGGUGAAGAGACCCUUGCGCUGCAGAGCCAGUGGUGUGAUCCAUGAAAUGCUGGAGAACGAGAAGCGCUGGGCCAGUGAAGGCUAUGUGGUCUUCUACCAUCUCUAUGCACUCUCCAGUGUCCUGUACGAGCUUCAAACUGCUUUGGCGAACGAACUCUUGGACUAUCCAUUGGCUGGGCCACCAGUGAUGCGGCUCUCACGCAGAGCCUUUGGAGACAUCCGUUCGCUUUCCGAGGUACUGUCCAUCCGUGAUCAUAACAUCAGCGAUCACGCGCACGAGUACCGCGCGUUGGCGGUGUCGGCCUUCUCUUCAUGCUUCGCCAGUGGAGGAUACACUCGCAGCAUGCAGCGGUAUAUGAUGCAGGGCUUUCCGAGCGGCACCAGCAACUAUGUGAAGAAACUGAUUGAUGAUUUGCUCUCUGCCGUAGGCAUUGAUCAGCCUGAUGUGAUUCCCACCCUGCGGUCAAGAAUCCUGGCAGCUGGCAAAGCACAGGGCUUGGAGGCUUUGGGUCAGGUUUUGCAAAUCUUCCUCCACGACUCCGUGGUAGACGCCUUCGCCUAUGGCUCCCAGCCCUUGGGGGCUCUGGCACCUCGUGGACUGCCAGUGAGUGCUUGGCUCCGGCAGCAGUGCCCCAUCGAGGGCCAGGUCAGGCUGGUUCCUCAUCCCGACCUCUUCCUGGCGGGUGCGACACCCAGAGGUCCUUUGGUGCGGAUCUUUGACCAUUGUCCCUCAAGGGCCUUGCAGAAGGUAGCCCUCCGACGCGAGCUGCAGUCUUUGCUGCGGCCCUACCUGAACAUCGAGCGAGCGCGGCAGUUGUUGGGCUUCGAGUCGACCAGUGAUGUACAGGCAACAUUGACGCAUAUUGACCUCUUAGGCCUCACGAACAUCCUUACCAUGAUGAUUGCUGCCUUCGCUGGUUUCGUUGAUUUCUCGCCCAGUCGGAGCGUUGAAUGGUACCAGCUGAGGGAGUAUGAGGGUCAUAUCUACCUGAUGCUGGCCAAUGACUUGAUUCACCGCGUCGUCCCAUCUGCGGUGACUGUGGGCGAGGAUGUGAGUGGAAUGCCAACCUUGUGCUUGCCUGUGGAAUGGGGUGGAUUCGGCUUUGACUACCGCUUGGCGAUGGCCAUUCCGGAUAUGUUCAUCAAGUACCUGAAAGAGUCGACGGAUGAUGGAUGGGGCAUGGGCCAUUUGGUCCACACGCUCACCAACAGGAGAUACAUGGAGAAGGUGAUCGCCUACGCGGAGUCCCACGAUCAGGCGAUCGUGGGCGACAAGACCUUGGCGUUCUGGCUCAUGGACGCGGAGAUGUACACUGGGAUGAGUUGCUUCACCAGCCCGUUCCCUUCCAUGUGCGUUGAUCGUGGCCUGGCGCUGCACAAGAUGAUCCGGCUCAUCGUUUUGUCCUUGGGCGGCGAGGGAUACUUGAACUUCAUGGGCAACGAAUUCGGCCAUCCGGAGUGGAUUGACUUCCCACGACCGGAGAACGGCUGGAGCCACCACCACUGCCGGCGUCGCUGGGAUUUACCAGAGGACGACUUGUUGCGCUACAAGUUCUUCCAAAAUUUCGAGGAACUCAUGCAGGCCUGUGAAAAUCGCUUCCAAUUUGUCAAUGCCACCCACCAGUAUGUCAGUAAGAAGGAUGAGAACGACAAGGUCAUCAUUUUCGAACGGGGCGAUUUGGUCUUCGCCUUCAACUUCCACCCCUGCAACAGCUACGAGGGAUACCAGAUCGGCACCCAUUGUGAGGAGUCCAUGCGCUGCAUCCUGGACACCGACGAAGGCCGCUUCGGAGGUCAUAUGCGUCUUGACUACGGCCAUGGCAAUCCCUUUUCUUCCAUGGGUGGGAUUGACCGUCGUCCACAUUCUGUGAAGCUCUACAUGCCAGCUCGGACGGCACAAGUUCUUUGCAGGGAGAGCUUGCUUCAAGGAGGAGUGAAAAUUCAUGUCGAGGAAAGCUUUUUGUCACAGUAUGAGAUCAAGUCUGCCGAUGGCUUGAAGCUGUCCUUGCUUGCGACCAAAGAUGGGGUCGAAGAGAUGAUUGACUUCCCAUUCGUGGAUGGCUGCGUGCACCUCGCCGACAAUUGGGAUGCCACCUUCGAUAUCGUCACGGGCGAGGACAUGAUCCUGCCCUGCAAGUGCUCGAAAGACACCAAGUUCCGCGUCUUCUUCCCCGGCGAAUACACCGUGGCGCACCUGGGCUACUUGCGGAACGGCCAGCCUGCCGAGGACGCCGACAAGCCACCGAAGCCAGUGGCCAAGGUGGCGACCAAGGGCUACGCGAAGCCCAAGGCGCAGACGGCGCCCAUUUCGGCGGCGCCGAGCCCCGCGCCCGCGGUGGCCGCGGCUCCCGCGCCGGCCGUCGACGCCUCGCCGGUGGGAUCGCCGGUGGCGGCGCCGGCACCGGGCACCGUGGAGGUGAAGGAAGAGGCGAAGCCGGAAGAAGCCGGGGUCGAUGUGCGGGACAUGACACGGUGCUAUUCCGGGCUGCACUUCAUGGAUAGUGAGGCCUUAGAUGCGGCCCUGAGGGAGACGCAAGGAGAGCAAGUCUCAGAUUUGGAACAGACCAAGAUGAGGAUGGCGAACUUUCAAGAGAAUUUGGCUGCUUGUGGAGGCGACUUGGCCCAGAUCUCCGAGAGUUACCGGACUUUUGGCUUGCAGAAGAGUGGUGGAAUGUGGACCUAUUGUGAGUGGAUGCCCUUUGCCAAGCAGGUCUUCUUGGUUGGAGACUUCAAUGGAUGGGAUACGGCUGCUACUCCAUUGGCCCAGGAGUCCCCAGAUCUGCCAGACGUGUGGAGUGCCACCUUGCCAUCCACCACCAAGCUCACCGUGGGCAGCAAGUACAAGCUCUACGUCGUUCCAGAGGAGGGUGAUGCCUACUACGCCAUGCCGGCAUGGGCCACACGCUUCGUGGGGCCCAACGAAAUGAAGCUCUUGGACGCGGUGGUGCACGUGGUGGACGGUAGCGGCCCCGGACGAUUGGAGGUGACCAACGAGAUGCAGCAAGGUGGUAUUCGAAUCUAUGAGUGUCAUCCUGGGCUAGUCAGCAAGGCUAGUACCACUUCGCCUUUGGUGGAGACCUUGGACCUGCUGCCGCGCAUCGCGCGCAACGGCUACAAUGCCCUGCAGCUGGUGGGUCUUUUGGAAUGCAAGGAGCCUGCCACCCUGGGCAGCCAACCUGUGAGCCUCUUCGCACUGUCCCAACAUCUGGGCACCACGGAGGAGUUGCGGAACCUGGUGCUGCAGGCGCAUCGCUUAGGGCUGCAGGUCUACAUGGAUCUCCCCCACAAUGGCGCCGCCUCCGCGGAGGACGGGCUUGCAGGGCAAUUCUUCUUGUGGGGAGAGCAGGGCUUCCAUCCCAUCACCGGCGCGCGGAUGUACAACUACACCGAGCACGAGGUGACCCGAUACCUCCUUGCCAGCAUUGCCUUCUGGAUGAACCAAUUUGGCAUUGAUGGCUUCAGGUUCAUCGAUAUCGCCUCCAUGAUCUACCUGGACUGCGGCAGGUGGGUGCCGGAGCCUUCCGAGUUGGAAGAAUACUUGGAGAAUGACGAAAACACCGAGAAGGCUGGCAUCCAAUACCUCAUGCAAGUGAAUGCGCUCAUUCACCAGUUGGAACCCAAUGCCAAGACCAUCGCAGAGGACCGGACCAUGUACCCGCACCUGUGCGAAGCGGUCGAAGAUGGCGGAUUGGGCUUCGACCUGCGACAGGCCUCCAAUGCGCCCGAUUUGUUCCGAGAGCUGGUGCUGGGAGGGCGAGAUGAAGAGUGGAGCAUGAAGAAGAUCGUGGACUACAUGUCUGAGGUGAAGCAGUAUCGACCCACUGAUAAGAUCUUGGGCUCCUUCGAGUCUGCUGAGCACUGCAUCCUGGGACGUCGACCUUUGAAGAUCGCGAUGCUGUCGUGGGAGACCCUUCACACCAUUGCCGCGGGUGGCGUCGCCCCGCAUGUGACUGAGCUGGCCGGCGCCUUGCACAAGAUCGGUCACACCGUGCACAUCUUCACGCGCUCCACACAGAGCCGUACCUGGGAGAAUGAGAUCUUGGGUGUGAUCUACCACGAGGUGAACUUCGGCACCGACAGCGACUUCGUGAGGGAGAUCGAGAACAUGUGCAGCUCCUUCGUUGGGCACUACCUUCAUGUGGAGGGCCGUGUAGGUGGCUUCGACGUGAUCCACGGCCAUGACUGGCUCGUGGGUCCUGCGGUGAUUCAGCUGGCCUCCAUGAACAAACGAGUGGUCUUCACCAUGCACUCCACCGAGACGGGCCGGUGUGGCAACGUGCAGUACGGGGGGCAGAGUGCCCGCAUUCGAUCAAUUGAAGGCCACGCCUGCCAUGCGGCCGAGCGGGUGAUUGCAGUGUCUGGUGUGUUGAAGGAGGAGGUUUGCUCCCACUAUCAAGUAGACGGAAGAAAGGUCGAGGUGAUCUACAAUGGCAUUCACGCAGAUGCGAUCGCCAAGAUGGAGUGGGAAGACGAGUGGACCGGCAACACCAAGCGGGACAAGGGCUUCGACGUCAUGGACCCGAUGUUCCUCUUCGUUGGGCGCCUGGCGGUGCAGAAGGGGCCCGAUCUCCUCCUCGAGGCAGUGCCGAUGAUCCUUCAGGCCCGGGGCAACGCCAAGUUCGUGAUUGUCGGAGACGGCCACAUGAAGGCGCACUUGGAAGCCCGUGCCCACCAGUUGGGCGUGGGCCAUGCUGUGCACUUCGCGGGUUCCGUGAAGAGUGGCACUACGCAUUUGAAGGCCCUCUUCAAAUCGUGUGAUGCUGUCAUUGUGCCCAGCCGAAACGAACCCUUUGGCAUUGUGGUGCUGGAGGCCUGGGCGGCCAGCAAGCCAGUGAUUGCCACCACCUGUGGUGGUCCCAGGGACUUCGUGCGACCGGAUCGAGAAGGAUAUUUGGUGGAUCCCAAUCCAGGGAGCAUCGCAUGGGGCUGCUGCAAGAUUUGCGAAAACUUCGAACACGCCAGGUGGAUGGGAGGAGUCGCCAAAGAGAAGGCCCUGAACGAGUUCAACUGGUCCUUCAUUGCUCGCAAGACCGAGCAGAUCUACUACGAGCAGAUGAACCUCCAUGGUACCCCGAAGUUCCGCUACACGGGCUUGGGCAUUGGCUCGCCCUUCGCGGCGCAGGUCUUAGGACAGCACCGGAACAACAUGGGCGUCAUGGAGAACAACCACCUGGUGAUCCGAGGACUUCAGCUGCUGAAGAUGUCGAAGCUGGUGUCGGCGGCCAUGGGCUUGGAUGCCAGCAUGACCUGGAUGGGCUCCGAGUUCGGCAUGGUGGAUCCGCUGGAUUUGCCCCGACCUGGCAAUGGCCACAGCAAGGACAAGGCCUAUGUGCCCUACAGCCAAGCGGAAAAUACCGGCCUGAAAUACAAGCAUUUGGACGUCUUCGACGUGUUCCUGAACCGAAUUGGCGCUUCACUGCAGUGGCUGCAGAGCCCCACGCAUCAUGUAGCGCUGGCCGAUGAGGAGAAAAAGAUCCUGUGUUUUGUGAGGAGUGGCUGCAUUUUCGCCAUCAACUUCCAUCCCUGCGAGGGUCAAACCGACUUCAGAAUAGACUUGCCCAAGGAUGUGCAGAUCGCGAGGGAGGUGGUGGUCGCUUUAGACACCGAGGAUCCUCGCUUUGGCGGCGAGAACGAGAAGCCGCUCCUGAAGCCGACUCAAAAGUUCAACACGGGCCUCUUCAAGCUCAACCUGCCACCAAGGACCGGCCUGGUACUGGCACCCCUGGACAGAACAGAGAAAGCCUUGUCCGACAAAUUGUUGAAGUGUGAGACGGCGGACGCACUCCUUGGUGCGUAG